Molecule: messenger RNA, 2540 nt
Organism: Tigriopus californicus
Lineage: Eukaryota; Metazoa; Arthropoda; Copepoda; Harpacticoida; Harpacticidae
Exons: 2
Coding region: 1211-2281 (356 amino acids)
Source: RefSeq, a predicted model, not a curated record
GAACGACAAUGGACAAGUACUUGAUUUUGGCCAUCUGGUAUUCUCUUCUAAAACUGUGUUCAUCCACGGAAAACUUGACAUGCCCGGAUGGGAUGCGGGCGAAGAAACUUCAUUCAAUCGUAAUCUCUCAUGGAAGUAGCUAUUCACCCAAAGAUUUUACUAAUGUUUUAAGAUGUGUCUUCUGCGAAAGCGCUGCCGACACAAUGAACUCUCUGGACAUCUGUGUGGAACAGGGGUCAUUUUGGACAAGGAUUCAGAAGGAGUCGCAUUCGACGGCAACAGUUAAAAAGAUACCACACUCCCUCAAGUCUGAUCUUGGACCUGUUUUGUUGUUAAAUCAGGACUUCAAGGGAUUUUGUGGCAUACAACUUCGAACUGGAAUGAUCAGGCAAUUAUCCCGAUGGUUCGAUUCGGUUAAAGCUAUUCAAUGCUCAUACGAAACCAGAGAGAAAGCUCUCGACUUCCGAGACAAUGAAUUGAUCUGUUGGCCAAAAGAUCGCUCGUUGAAAGCUUUUGGUGAAGUCGAGGUCCACAAAGACCUUCAGAGAUAUCCCACCUUCACGUUUGAUUGUUCCAUUUGCGGUGGAUCCAGAUUGAAUCAAGCCGUUCAUUUCUGUCGAACGAGUUCAUCACGAAACGCAACAAAAACCUGGAUUGACUUGAACAAUGAAUGUCUUGAGAAGACAUGUCCAAAAACGCUUGAACUGGAAAAGAUCGGAAUCCUCCUCGGCAGAAAUGGAACCACUUUGUUGAUCAAAGAUCCGCACUCUCAGAGCAGUUUCACUAUUACACGGUUGAUGGUUCUCAUCGGUUUGCUUGUGAUGGGAUGCAUGGCUUUGGCUUGUUUGGCAGCAAUGGUUCAAGGGAUGCGGUGGGUUUUGGAUAAGCUUAUCGUCAAAUUGAGUGAACAUCAGGUUAAAAGGCAAAUCCGCAGGGCUCAAGAACAAUGCAGUGGAAAGGUAUCCUCUGUGUCACAUGAGUCGACUUCGGCAACUGGAAUGUGUGCCUACGAAAACAUGCGAGGAUCCAUCUUAGCGUGAUUUUGCUCAAAAUAAAACUUGAUCCUUCAGAAAACAAUUGGCUUUUACAAUUUGCAAAUGUGAGAUUGGAAACAUUAAUCAUCCAAUUUUAGGCGCGUUCUUCCUAAGGAAGUGUGAUAAAGUAGGCACACCAUUCUAAAAUCUUGAGAAGUCGAUCAGUAUAACUUGAUAUGGAAUAUUCACGCUUGUUGUUUCUCAUUUCAUUAGCCGCAACGGCUCACGGCAUGAUUCAACUGAAGUGCCCGUACAGUCAGUUCAUCACUCAUCAGUUCACAUAUGUGCAAUCUUUGAGCAAUUACACUUACACUCACGAUAAGACGGACUUUCUCAUCUGCAUUCUGUGUGACGAUCAACUGGAGAUGUGCCAUGCAGGGGGACCACUCUACCAGAAAUUAGGAUGGUUGGCAUCCACACAAGGCAAUCAAAAAGAGGUUUAUCUUGAGCGAAUCCAGGCCACCAACUUGGAUAAACCCUCACAAGAGAGCUUUAUUCAAAUAAAGCCUCGGGGAUGUGUCCUGAAGUUCCCCGAGGCGCCCACCCUAAAGUCAUUCCUUGACAACGCGGAGUAUACCACAUGCGACAAUGGGAAUCAAACCAGAAAUGGAACACUUGAGCAAAUUGGUUUUGAUAUGCAAUGUCCAGAGCCCGAUCAGAGGAUCCACAGUUUCACUCUGUUCGAACUCGUUUCUGUGGAUCCACCGGAACGCCACGUUUGUAUCGAAUGCGGACCAUCUUCGCCUAUUUUAAUGUGCUUUGCCAAGCUUCCAUGGAAGAACACUAAGCAGGAUUUUCCUUCGUUGUUCCACCAAUGCGUCUACAACUGCAGCGGAGACUCCACGGAUCCGUCAGAUAUUUGUCGAAUCACUUUUUUGCCGGAUUCCAUUCGAGAUCCAAUCAUUCAAUAUUGCGAUGGACGAGGUUCUCACGUGGUUGUCGGGGUCUUGUCUUCACUGGCUGUGGUGGUACUUUUGACCGUCGGUGGGUGGUUGGCUUACUAUUACAAAUAUGAAAUCAGCCUGUUCAUAAAUGGAAUUGCAGGCAAAUUACCCGGGAAGCCAAACAACGCACCCAAAAUCGUCCCCUCACUGCCGUCAGAGACAAUAUUUGAAGAUCACGAGCUAUCCAAUGUUGGGUACCAUGAAGAGGACUAUUACUGCUCGGGGGAACAAGAUUCUAAUGUGUAUUCCGGAACUAACAUAUACUACUCUAAUACAAACUUGAAUGGAGACUACUACAUUUGAAAGGAAUACGACGACAUGUUCCACUCUCAGAUCAACGGCUCUCACCUAAACUGUUUGAAGAGGAUAUCCAAAACGUGGUCAGUCCUAAGGAACACGAGUUCAAUACCAAUAGCAAGGAUAUCCUCAAAGAAUCCGGAUGAGCGAUUGUCUUCCAUGCCUCUUCAAAUAUCCUAGAAAAUGGGAAUGAUUCUCGCCUCGGAACCUGAAAUGUUAAUGUCAAGCCAGUAUUAGAGCAAUACAUCCUUUUUGAACUCGAAAA